GUAGUCUGAUUCUCGCCAUCGUGCCUGGCUUUCGCUGAAGCAUCGGGGGUGGAUAUCGCUGACUUUGUAGUGGGACUUGUGUGCUUCAAGACGUUGUUCUCUGUCUCCAUGCUCUCAGAGGAAAGAUAAAGCUGGAGUUGUGCAUCGCUGGAUACCUCGGAAAGCGGGACGUGAGAGCGAAGCACGUACGCGACGCCAUCUGCCGUCGGGAAUAUCGUCUGUUGUAGGGCUCGUCUGAAGAGCGUCGCGAGUUUCAAUCCUCCAGGGACUUGUGGGCUGGCUUGUUCGCUCUCUGUGCUGAUCGGGCGAUGGCUUUGAUGCAAGUCUCCCACGUAUUGAUCUUGUCUGUUGUGGCUAAGUCAGUAUGCAGUACUUCACCGUCGUGUCACUGGUUAGAACCCAGAAGGGUGUGGUGAGAUGCUUGCGCUUCUUUCUGCUGUUGGGUGUGUGUGCCUCGUGUGGGCAGCAAAUACGUCUAACACAAUACAUGUACGACAGCAGACGACGCACCACACUCCCCCCACCUCCCACACCCAACCCAAAAACACCCCUAUCUAGCCAACCUCUGCUUUGCGCCGGGAGUAGCAUCUCCAUCAAUCCCCCGCGCUCGUGCGUCCAAGUCCACCAUUCCAUCCUACCAUCCACGCUUCGACACCUUGCCGUCCUCCCCCUGCACUCGAAAAACCACACCUUCUCUUCUCCCGCCAUUUCCUACGCACCAGUGUAUCACACCACUCUCCCUCCAUCCGCGCGGAACCUCAAGACACCAACUCCAACGCGCGCGUCGAAGUGCCGAGAUACACCACAGCUGUUGCGAGACGAGCACACUCUUGAAAGCGAAGAGAGGAGAGAGGGAAAUGGCGUCAGAAAUCACGCCACGCAUCUCCGCCCAGAUGCAAGAAGAACCCCUCGUUUCGCCCGCCGCAUGAAGCAGAAACAAAGGAGGGGGGUAUGAGUUUUGAGCAGCAAGAGAAGGAAAUGUCCAGCCCGUAUCUGUAUUGCCGCGACAGGAGUCUGCGUCGGGGCGACUUUUGAGGGCGGGGCGCGCGAGCCACCCACGGAAGAGGGGGUUCAGCGCGUUGAUCUUCGACGUUGGACGCGCGUCCUCUCAUGCCAGUAGGGGCUGUGAGAGGGUGCGGU
This is a messenger RNA of Didymella exigua CBS 183.55, 1140 nucleotides long. RefSeq lists its product as uncharacterized. The coding region runs from base 365 to 955 and encodes 196 amino acids. The transcript has a single exon. The record is from RefSeq and is a predicted model, not a curated record. Lineage: Eukaryota; Fungi; Ascomycota; Dothideomycetes; Pleosporales; Didymellaceae.